UGAUUUUAACCGACCAGGGCCAAACCGCGUAGAAUGAAGCUUCUGUACAACUACUACUACUACUACCCCGCUAAUAUAAGCUGAAGUAAUCCUCAAAGUCCCCGGUAUUUUAUGCCUAUAAAAGAGAUCCAAACGCACUCCAGUCCUGUCAGAUUGCUCCCAUCUUCUUUUUUCUCCAUUCUUACAUAAUUCUGCCUCCUGCAUUCAAGCAAGUGCCCCACACAUUGACAUCAACUUCCUAAUCGACAGGCUACAAAAUCAGGGUAUCAAUUUACUCAAUGCCUCAAGAAGUCAUCAGCACAACAAUUAUGAAGAUUAAACACCCGGAGCAUGAGCAUGAGCUUGAGCUAAAAAAUUAUCAAAAGCCAUACAUGUGUGAUGGAUGCAAGGAGCAUGGGUAUGGAUCAAGAUAUAGAUGUGAGCUUUGCGACUUUGAUCUCCAUAAGGAAUGCAUGUUCACCUCCCCUGAAACUUACCAUGAGUUCUUUAAGGAAUCCACCUUCAAAUUCUACAAUCAAUCACCAGGAAAAUGCUGUAUCAGAAACUGCGACGACUGCAGAAGGUAUUGUGAUGCAUGUGGAAAGGCUAUAAAUGGCUUUGUUUACCACUGUGAAGCAAAGGGCUGGGAUUUACAUCCAUGUUGUCGCAACCUCAAAAAUAAAAUUUACAUUGAUGGUGAGAAAUUCCGGCUUAGCGAUAAGGCGUCAAAGAAAUGCAUAUGGUGCAAGAAGAAGAGGGUUCCAAAUAGUGUCAAGGGCAUCCCAGGCUGGUCUUAUGUGUCAAAGAGUGAGAAUUACCAUUUUCAUGUGUAUUGCGCAAUGGAAAUGGUCCUUGAGAGCUGGAACAAUAGGCCUAAAGAUAAUAAUAGCUGUUUGGCAUUGGAGAACUUGGAGCUACCACUUCAACCUAAUUCAAGUCGAAGCAGAGGAGGUAGCAGCAAGUAUUUGCGGAUAGUUAAGAUAUUCCUUAAGACCAUUGUAACAAUUCUUUUAGGGGAUCCCACCAUAACUUUGGCUUGCCUCCUUGUGGAACUGGUGUCUUAGUGAUCCUCAGGGUACUGCAGCUAGUACCCGAGAUAUUAGAAAGGAUUUGUAUCUUCUGUUUUUAAUGGGGUUGUUUGAUGUUCCUUGGGCUUUAGGAAAAUUUCAUUGAUUGCAAUUUUUGCUUAGUAUUCUUCUGCUUUUAUGUUGUAAGCUCUUUGCCUGCUA
This is a messenger RNA of Alnus glutinosa, 1208 nucleotides long. RefSeq lists its product as uncharacterized. The record is from RefSeq and is a predicted model, not a curated record. The coding region runs from base 279 to 1043 and encodes 254 amino acids. Lineage: Eukaryota; Viridiplantae; Streptophyta; Magnoliopsida; Fagales; Betulaceae. The transcript has 2 exons.